Racocetra fulgida is the source of this 1609-nucleotide messenger RNA. NCBI's taxonomy places the organism in Eukaryota, Fungi, Glomeromycota, Glomeromycetes, Diversisporales, Gigasporaceae. The record is from the annotation of a GenBank genome assembly.
GGUUAUAAUGAUUUUGAAUUUGAAAAAGAUGAGCAGAGCUCGUUCUUGGUGCGCCGUCGUGGUAACUUACCGGCCGAUAUACCUGAAGAUGUUGACAACACUGUGAAUAAAUCAAAACAUUUAGAUAUAUCUAUAUUUGACAGCUCUAAAUCCAGUACCAAAGAUGACGACCCUAAGCCCCCUGCGAAAAAACCUAUAGUUGACGACAGUCCCAAAGAUGAAGUUAAAAAGGAACAUAACCCUAAGUCCAAUCCCGUAGAUACGAAUAUAGUUGACGAUAAACCUGACCAUAAACCCCCUAAACAAAGUUCCGUAGAUACGAGUAUAGUUGACAAUAAACUUGACUCUAAACCCUCUAAAUCUAAAGAUAAGCCUGACCCUAAGUCCGACUCUGAGCCCAAAUCUGUAGAUACAGACACAGCUAACGACAAGUCUAGUAAAUCUGACCAUGAGCCUAAGUCUGAGCCUAAACACAAUAAGCCCGACCCUGAACCCACUUCCGUAGAUUCAGCAGAUACAACUAACAAUAAGUCUGAUCCUAAGUCCGACCCUGAAAAACCUAAGCUUAACCAUAAGCACGACCCUGAGCCCACUUCCGUAGAUGCAGCAGAUACAACUAACAAUAAAUCGGAUCCUAAGUCCGACCCUGAAAAACCUAACCAUAAGCCCGACCCUGAGCCCACUUCCGUAGAUACAGCAGAUACAACUAACGAUAAGUCUGAUUCCAAGUCCAGUAAAUCUGUUCCUGAGUCCAGUCCCACAGAUACAGAUAAAGAUACAGAUAAAAAUACAGAUAAAAAUACAGAUAAAAACACAGAUAAAAAUACAGAUAAAAAUACAGAUAAAAAUAAUGAUAAAACUGUAGUCGAUGAACCUACGCCCACAGACUCAGAUUCGAUUUCUACGAAUGCAGCAGAUUCUCAAGAUUCAACCCCCACAGACCCUGCAGAUUCAAAAAAUCCGCAUUCUACGGAUUCUACGGACUCUCAAGACUCAACCCCCACGAAGUCUGCGGACCCUGCAGAUUCAAAAAAUCCGCAUUCUACGGAUUCUACAGACUCUCAAGAUCCAACCACCACAGACCCUGCAGAUUCUUCAAAUCUCACGGAUCCUCCAUCAAGUCCCACAGAUUCCGUGGGUCCUCAAGAUUCUACAGAUUCUCCACCAAGUCCUACGCACCCUCUCACGGAUCCUCCAUCAAGUCCCACAGAUUCCAUGGGUCCUCAAGAUUCUACAGAUUCACCACCAAGUCCUACGGACUCUCUCAAGGAUCCUCAAUCAAGUUCCACGAAUUCUCCACAAAGCACGGAUUCUCCAUCAAACCACGCGGAUUCUCUAUCAAAUCCCACGGGUUCUUCACCAAGUCUCACAAAUCCUCCAUCAAGUCCCACGGAUUCUUCACAACGUCACACGGGUUCUCCAUCAAACUUCGCGGAUUCUCUAUCAGGUCCCACAGGUUCACCAAGUUUCACGGGUUCCCCACCAGAUUCCAAGCACACAGAUUCGCCAUCAAAACCUACUGAAUCUCCAAAAAGCAUCAUGGAAGAUACAAAUCCUAAACCAAAAAAUCAACCAAGUUCCACUGGAGAUUUAUCAAUUAGUCAACCAA